CAGAUCUCUAAUAAAAAGCGUUCGCUAUAAUAAACGGUCAUAUGGGAAUCAGGCGUACAAUUUGAUAGUCGAAAUCAUGGGACCCAUUUUACCAGUAUCUGUACUGAUCGUUUCAGUAGCGUUCCUUCACUUUUCGAAAGCAGAACUUCCAACCGCAUGUAACAACAAAGGAGACUGUCCUGUAAAUUCAAAUUGUAAUACUGACUGUGUGUGUGACGUUGGUUACAAGCUAAAUACAGGCAAAGACGGUUGCAUUCAGAAAGUUAUUGGUGAUACAUGCACAGCAGAUACAGACUGUAAAGUAGUUGAUAACUCUAAGUGUAAAACCGAAGAAACCCGUACCUGUAUCUGUGCAGACGCUUACAAGCACCAGGAAUCAGAUGACACUUGCAUAGCUAAAGUUAUUGGUGAUACAUGCACAGCAGAUACAGACUGUAAAGAAGUUGAUAAUUCUAAGUGUAAAACCGAUGCACCACGUACCUGUAUCUGUGCAGACACUUACAAGCACCAGCAAUCAGAUGACACUUUUAUUGGUGAUACAUGCACAGAAAAUACAGACUGUAAAGAAGUUGAUAAUUCUAAGUGUAAAACCGAUGCACCACGUACCUGUAUCUGUGCAGACACUUACAAGCACCAGCAAUCAGAUGACACUUGCAUAGCUAAAGUCAUUGGUAAUACAUGCGCAGCAGAUACAGACUGUGAGGCUGUUGAUAACUCCUUGUGUAAAACCGAUGCACCACGUACCUGUGUCUGUGCAGACGCUUACGAGCAUCAAGAAUCAGAUGACACUUGCAUAGCUAAAGCUGUGAACGAAAUUCAAUGUACCGCCGAUGGAGGUGGGUGUGAAAAAAUUGAAAAUGCUCUGUGCGAUGCAGAGUCUGAAAAAUGUCAAUGCAGUCCGAACUUCGUGAUGAAUGUUAACACAUGUGAAUCGAACAUUGCUGCAUCCAUAAGAAUUGGGGUUACGACAGUAGUGUUGUCUGUUUUCGCUGCAAUUUGGACGAUGUUCAGAUAAACAUGACAGGCGUCGUAUUGAAGAAAAUUUACGAUAAACAGUUUGUCUUGGUUUGUGUGUAUAAGAGACAUUAUUUAAUUAUGAACUGCUCCUCUAAUUCUAUCUUCUUAACUGCUUUGAAAAUUACUGACGAGUUUAUAUACCAGUAUUUCAACACUUCAAAGUCUUAUAUAUUCUACCCGUUACUUCGUGUCAUAUUUAAGUGUUUAUUUUAAGUUAUCAUUUAGGUUGACUGUGUAACAAGUUCUACAACUUAUAUUUAUCUCUCUCAACACGUAAUUCCUCGUGGUAUAUAUCGCCAUAGAGGUAUGAUGUUAAAAUGAUUAUAUUAGCGUAGAACGUUCCAUGUGCACCGCCGUAUGAAUACAUCUGCGGAUUUUUCUAGAUUACAUUCUGGUGCUUAGAACAUGUGUAAAUGUUGAGUUCUGCUCAACCCGGGGGUAGAGGGCGUGGACGGUAGCUUGCACUUUCACUACCGUCCAUGAACAGGCUCAAUCAAACCGAUCCUGCAACAUUUUCGUUUAUGUCGGGUUGGGCGGCAUGUGGCUUUCCACUUUUCUAUCUUAGUUCUACUUUUUUCAUGAUAGAUUUGAUUUUUAUAGUUCGAUCUAAGUCGUCAGUUAUCGGGGUACCAGGGCAGUAUAUUAGGUAGAUCUAGAAAAGAUCAAAGGCUCUUUCAGAGUGUUUUUUACACAGAUAUUCUUACCCAAAACAUGAAUUUUAUCGAUUACUUGAUUUGGAUCAAGAAAUAUGUAUUAUUUCUACAGCGGAUGUGAACUUAUAACAUGACGAGCACAUGAAACUGAUGUCACGGAGGGCGUAACAAUCCAGACAUGACCAUGUUAGCAUCAUACUGGAAACAUUUUGAUGUUUGAGAUUCAAUUGAAACUUAACAUAGUUUAGAAAUGAUCUGCCAAUACACAAAUUUUCAUAGUAACUACGAAGGAACAUACUGAUAAUGCGCAUAUCGUUCAACCUCAUAUUAAAAUUACUUCAAUGUCGAACAAUGCCAUCGAACAUGUUAACUCCCCUAACUCGUCUGAACAAUAAAGUGUCGCGGAAGUGUCAAGCGAAUUUUAUUACAAAUAAGGAAAACAUUUGACAACGACAAAUUAAAGCCGCUGUACUACGAUGUCUAAAACAAUUUCAAAUUGUCUGAACUAUUCUGUAAAAAUUCAUAGAUCUAUGUCUUCCUUACCUUGUACAGAUAAAAUUGUAUUUGCAUUUUAAGUUCCAUUUCAACUAAGUCUGUUUGAGACAUAUAAAGUAUCUAAAGAAUAUUUUUAUUCUAUUGCAUGUAAUUCUUCUUACUCCUGUUUGGUGUUUGUGUUUUAUAAAAAAAAUUGACAACUGUUUAGUUCUUGAAUGAGAAAAUGAAUUUCCCAUAUGAAUAUAUUUCGACAUAAUGGCCGCCAUUCUACGUCUGUUUUAUGUCAAAGGACAUUGAUUGAUGACUUAAUGCUGAAAUAGGUAACUAGCCGGUAAAGAGUACUAUCCAGAUAUUUGGUCAGAAUAUAUACAUUUCCAAAUAAUUGCAUCUGCAUAAAAAUAUCUUGUAAUUCAACAUUAGUUUUAUGUUUAAAUAAUUAAACUACUACAUGACGUGUUCAAACUAGAAUUUGAACAAGUGAAUGAUAUUUAGCAAGUUGAUGAACAAAACAUAUCCCGUUGUAAAGACAAUUCUGUAAAUGAACGAACAUGGUUUAUAAAUUACUCAUAAAUGUAUAUGUUUGUUCCUUUAAAAAAACAAAAUCACAUACAGACUAAAUGUUAUCUGUAUACUGGAUACUAUUCCCGAUGAAAACCAUGUGAUUAUGGAUAAAUGUUUUUACUCAUUUAAGGAAGAGGUUAGCGCAGUAUUGUUUGUAAAUACCGUUAAAACCCCCAACUACUAGCUGAGUAUUAAUGCAAGGCAAAAUACUAAAGUUUUUCAUCUUUUUCAAACCUUGUACAAAUAUAAUGCCAAAUUAAAAACGUUUUAAAAGCUGAAUGUCAUAAUGAAAAUAUAGAGAUUAUUAAUUGUUUAUAGAACAAACAUUUACCAAAUAAACAGUUGUGUUUGAAUA
This is a messenger RNA of Mercenaria mercenaria, 3081 nucleotides long. Its product is annotated as rh5-interacting protein-like. Lineage: Eukaryota; Metazoa; Mollusca; Bivalvia; Venerida; Veneridae. The transcript is spliced from 10 exons. The record is from RefSeq and is a predicted model, not a curated record. Bases 77 to 1015 code for a protein of 312 amino acids.